Molecule: messenger RNA, 784 nt
Organism: Lathyrus oleraceus (garden pea)
Lineage: Eukaryota; Viridiplantae; Streptophyta; Magnoliopsida; Fabales; Fabaceae
Exons: 2
Coding region: 53-460 (135 amino acids)
Source: RefSeq, a predicted model, not a curated record
CAAAAGAGAGUAGGAAACGCGCUUAUUUAGAAAAGCCAUUAUCGUGAAUGAAAUGGAAGAAUUCUUGAACCAAAAACGCUUAUGCACAAGUCGGAGCAGCUACGUGUUUCACCACCAAUCGUCGCUUUUGCGUUCACGUAUUCACAACAACGUCGCAUUUUGCAGCAGAGCUUCACGUUCAUCGACAACUUCGUCUUAUUCAAAUCACAACGUACAAAAUGAAGAAACACGGCUCCACCUCAAUGAUUCACGACUCAAAAUCCUCAACAAUACUCGAUUCGAUUUACUUGUGCACGCGCGAAAACAAGGAAAAACAGAAUUGAAAUCAAGAAACUCACCGAAUUUGAAGCUUCGAUUACAAACAGGUCUUGGUAGUUCAAACAUGGGUAGUGCAAGCAUGACAUUUCGUAGACAUUUGGACAUGGAGACAAAAUGGUCAAGAUUUGAAGUUGUUUUCUAAAAUGUGAAAUCAUUUUUCUACUUGAAUUGUUAACUUGUAUGAAGAGUUGGAAUGUUUUAUGGAUUGGUUGCUUGCACUUGGAAGUCUUUGGAAAUGGGAAGGUGAAUAGGUCAUGGCCAUUGGUGAAUGCUUGGAAUGUAUUGAAUUUGGAAUGGUGCAGUUGAAAUGAACCUUGUGAAUUGAUUGUAUGGAAUUAAAUGUAAAAUGUAUGGAAAUUGAAUGAAUUGAUGUAAUUUGAAUGAUGUAUUAUGAUUAUGUGAAUAUUGAUGUAUGGUUGAAGUGGUUGUGUUCUAUUGUUUGAUCAAUGAAUUGCCUUCCACAUGA